Medicago truncatula (barrel medic) is the source of this 912-nucleotide messenger RNA. Its product is annotated as ethylene-response factor C3. The transcript has a single exon. Gene Ontology annotation, molecular function: DNA binding; DNA-binding transcription factor activity. The record is from RefSeq and is a predicted model, not a curated record. Gene Ontology annotation, biological process: ethylene-activated signaling pathway; regulation of DNA-templated transcription. Bases 9 to 884 code for a protein of 291 amino acids. NCBI's taxonomy places the organism in Eukaryota, Viridiplantae, Streptophyta, Magnoliopsida, Fabales, Fabaceae.
AUUCACUAAUGAUAUCUAUUUCUCUAAUUCCUCAUUUAUGUGUUUAUACCAACAUGGAAAAUAUUCACAUUCACAUUCCCAAUAGUAAUGAUCAUCAUGCAACUUCUGAAGGGUCUAUUCUUGAGAAUAUAUGGGCUAAAAUUACCAGCAGUGAUGCAAGAACAAAUGGAAAUGAAGCAGAAUGUUCUAACACAUGGGAAGAAUUGCCUAAUCUUGGCGAAAGAGAUGGAUCGAUGGAAAUACUUCAAAGGCUUCCUAGUUUAGGAAGAUGGAUAUCAAUGGGAGCAGAUUACUGGGAAGAGCUUUUAGAUGAUAUUCUACCAAUUAAUGCAAUAAGCAAUAAAGAAGAUUUUUCAUGCAACAAAAAGAUGGAAAUUGAAAGUGUGAAUAAAUCAAAGGAAAAAGUAGAAGAAGAUGGUGUGAGAAAAGAGAAAAAAAGAGUUGAAAAACAUUAUAGAGGAGUAAGGAGAAGGCCAUGGGGAAAAUAUGCAGCUGAAAUUAGAGAUUCAUCAAAGAAAGGUUCAAGAGUUUGGCUUGGUACAUUUGAUACAGCUGAACAAGCUGCUUUAGCUUAUGAUAAAGCUGCUUUGAGAAUUAGAGGUUCAAAAGCAUGUCUUAAUUUCCCAAUUGAGAGUGUUGCAAAUACAAAUACUUUAGGAUAUGGUAAGAAAGGAAUUGUUGAUGUUACAAAGAGAGAAAGUUUAUUGGAUUCAAGGAAGAGAGGAUUAAGGGAUAGAGGAGAAUUUGUUGAUGUGAUGAAUAUUGAAGAAACUGCAAACAAAAAGAUGGCAGUGUUGGAAUUGGAAGACAUGUUAGAAAAUGAUGUUUUUGUAUUUCAGGACCUAGGAAUUGAUUACUUGGACAGUUUGCUCUCAUCUUUUUGACAGAAAUACAAAUUAGAUUGUUAGUUUA